AUGUCGGCCGCCGCUGAGACCGCGCCGCUGGCGAGGUGCACACGAGGGCAGAGAGGCUGGUACCCGAGCGAAGCGCAGCACGAGAUCUCCGAAGCGUCUAGAGAGAUUAAGGCGGCCCAGCAGCAACUUCGUGGGGCCUCGAAGAACAGCGCCUUCGAGGCGACCCUGGAGGCGAUGCUCAAGGCGGCGCGGAAGAAGCGCAGCAUCGCGAGGUGGAGAGCACUGGAUACGUUCUUCGAAGGCUAUGCACGGCAGCUCGAAAAGAAGAGCCGCGAGGGGGAUCAGGCGGGUUUCUACAGGCACCUGAAGAUGAUCGACGUCGAAGGCAAGAGGUCGUUCACCUCUCAGAACAUCAAGGACGAGGACGGCAAGGUCCUUCGGUACCCCACGUUUAUUCGCCAACGGUGGGCACGGUGGUUCCACAAGCUUCUCAACACCAAGUCGCCGACCAUCGACCUGCAUGCGGCUGACAAGGUCAAGCGGUGGCCCACGUGCGUGCCACUCGACGACAUCCCAUCUCUACUUGAGGUUGAGGAAGCGGUACGGGAAAUGGCCAACAGAAAGGUCGUCGGGCCGGACGAACUACCGGCUUAGCUGAUC
Messenger RNA from Ectocarpus sp. CCAP 1310/34, 600 nucleotides. The record is from the annotation of a GenBank genome assembly. Lineage: Eukaryota; Phaeophyceae; Ectocarpales; Ectocarpaceae.